AUGACAAGUUGCUGUGGGAAGUUCAUUGCUGCAGGUGUCACUGGUGCUGUUGUGGCUGCUGCUUUGUCAGAGGCUUAUCAUAGAUAUUUCGAAUCUCCAGUUCCAAAGAGUUCUGAAAAGGCAUUAAAAUCCAUCAAAAAGGGACCAAUUCAACAUGAUGAGGAUUUAAUAAGAGAACAACUUGCAAGAAAUUAUGCAUUCUUGGGUGAAGACGGUAUGCAAAAGAUUAGAGAUGAAUUUGUUGUAGUUGUUGGUGCAGGUGGUGUUGGUUCAUGGGUUUGUACAAUGUUGAUACGUUCAGGUAUUUCCAAGAUUAGAAUUAUCGAUUUUGAUCAAGUCUCACUAAGUUCUUUAAACAGACACGCUGUCGCUACGCUAGAAGAUGUUGGUACUUCAAAAGUUGAUUGUUUGAAGAAUCGUUUAUUAAAAAUUGCCCCAUGGGCUCAUAUUGAAGCUAUUAAUCAACUAUGGCAUUUACCAAAUGCUGAGGAACUAUUAUUACAUGGUGGACCAACAUUUGUUGUUGAUUGUAUUGAUAACAUUGACACAAAAGUUGAUUUGUUGACAUUCGCUAAGCAACACGAUUUGAAAAUUAUAAGUUCAAUGGGUGCAGCUUGUAAAAGUGAUCCAACAAGAAUAAAUAUUGGUGAUAUUUCUACAACUGAGGAAGAUCAAUUAGCAAGAGCUGUUAGACGUCGCUUAAAGAAAAGAGGCAUCACUUCAAAUAUUCCUGUUGUGUUUUCAGCUGAAAAACCUGAUCCAAAUAAAGCACAAUUAUUACCAUUACCAGAGGAAGAAUUCCAAAAGGGUAAAGUUGAUGAAUUAAGUGCCUUGAAAGAUUUCAGAGUUAGAAUUUUACCAGUUUUGGGUACUAUGCCUGCAAUGUUUGGGUUAACUAUUGUUUCAUAUAUUUUGACUUCUGUUGCAGGUUAUCCAAUUGAACCUAUUGAAGGUAAGAAUAGAAUUAAAGUUUAUGAUGGUAUUUUCCAAAGUUUAGCAGGUCAACAAACAAGAAUUGGUGCUGAUCAACGAGUACCAAUCUCUUUAAGGGAAGUUCCAUAUAUUGUUGAGGAAGUGUUCAGAGGUAAAUCACCAGUUUCCGGAUUUUCAACAAGACUUACAUUAUCAAAAUGGGAUCCAAGUAGACCAGUUAGUUUAACAAAUGUUGUUGUUUUAACAAAAGAGGAACAAAAAUUCCAUGAAGAUCGUGUUUUGAAUGGUGGUGAAAAAUUAGAAGAUGUUUAUGAUGAAAAAGUUUUGAAUUUAGUUGAAAAAAGAUUCAGAGAAGAGGAGUAUUAUGAAAAUUUUAGAUAA
Messenger RNA from Hansenula anomala, 1314 nucleotides. Its product is annotated as tRNA threonylcarbamoyladenosine dehydratase. Gene Ontology annotation, molecular function: tRNA threonylcarbamoyladenosine dehydratase activity; ubiquitin-like modifier activating enzyme activity. The record is from RefSeq and is a predicted model, not a curated record. Lineage: Eukaryota; Fungi; Ascomycota; Saccharomycetes; Phaffomycetales; Wickerhamomycetaceae. The coding region runs from base 1 to 1314 and encodes 437 amino acids. Gene Ontology annotation, cellular component: mitochondrial outer membrane. Gene Ontology annotation, biological process: cyclic threonylcarbamoyladenosine biosynthetic process. The transcript has a single exon.